Aphanomyces astaci is the source of this 3693-nucleotide messenger RNA. RefSeq lists its product as hypothetical. Gene Ontology annotation, molecular function: calcium ion binding; protein binding; catalytic activity. Lineage: Eukaryota; Oomycota; Saprolegniomycetes; Saprolegniales; Verrucalvaceae. The record is from RefSeq and is a predicted model, not a curated record. The transcript has 20 exons. Bases 1 to 3678 code for a protein of 1225 amino acids.
AUGGCGAUGACAUCGUCCAAGGCACAUGGAACUCUCGUGGGCAUGGAGCUGUAUGUGGAGAAGCUCUUGGACUCUGCUCGCCACCUGAACCAACAGCGCACGCACCCCGUGCGAUCGUCGCUGGCCCUGUCCAAGUGGAAAUGCCAUCACGCAUUGGGUAACAUGAAUCGGGAAAGCUACGACGACGAGACGAGCGAGGCUGGAGGUGGGGCACCAGUGCGACCUGUCGCGGCAGCCGACAUGCGAUUUCACUCAAAGCUCUUGUCCAAAGACAAGGAGGUGGACGAUGAUGAUCCGUCCAUUCGACAGCAUUUGCAAAGAUAUUCCCAGCGAUACACGGGAUUAGAAGCUUACGGCAAGACGGGGAUGUCCAAACUGCAGCAAAUCAUCGACACGGCCACGGCGGUGCAGCAUGCGUGCCGGUCCGCCAACGACCUCGGCGUGACGAUCGGCGUCGCCGUCUUGAGCUCCAGCGGUCGCGUGUACACGUCCUCGUCCAACGACUUGUGCUUGGACACGUGUCCCGAACGCCUGGCGUUUAUGAAGCUCGCGUCGGACGAAUGCGAUUAUGUCGUUGAGGGUGCCGCCAUCAGUUCGUCGGACGGGGUGUUUACGCCGUACCCGUGCGGGUCGUGCCGGGAGUUUCUGAGUCAGUUUGGGGACUUUCCGUUGUACUUGAUCCGAGCCACGAUGGAGUUUGAACAAACGACAGCGUACGCCCUCUUUCCACGUGGCAGUCUCAGCGCACUCCCCGGUGCUACCAACAAGAAUGACAGCAGUUCCAGUAUAUCCCUUCGAGUCAAGCACAAUGAGACACUCCAGCCGCGCCAUUUGCUGCAUCCAAAGGACUGGGCCGUGGCGCACGCAGUGAAUUGGCUCAUCGAAGACGUGGGACUGCCGGAAUACGCUGCUAUAUUCGAGUCCCACCAAGUGAACGGAGCCACGUUGUCGUACUUGGAGGAGUCGGACUUGCAGUUUUUGCUGCAGAUUCAGCACCCGUUGCAUCGACGACGCAUUGCGCUGUGCUUGCAUCGCCUUCGCGACCAAGAUGGCAUGCACGAUGGGGUCGAGUAUGGCCAGCUCAAAGACUACUUGGCCGUUCUAGACAAAGAUCGCAUCGAGGUCGUCGUCAAGUUGAAGCAAGCAUUUGAUGCCGUCGACACCAACCACAACGGCAUGCUCGACUUUUCCGAAAUCAAGCAAGCAUUGUCGGCCAUGCAGUACGAUGCGUCGGCGUCAGCAGUCGAGGCGUGGAUCCAAUCUCGAAGCAGCCAAGCGUCCGUCUCAUUUCCCGAGUUUGCCCUUGCCUUUUGCCACACGUGGACAGCCAACACGAGGUCGCUCCCAGUGCCGAAAGUGGACCUCGCGACUGUCCGAGGGGCCUUUGACCGGAUGGACACAAACGGCAACGGGUCCCUGGAUAAAGCUGAAGUCGCACAAGCGCUGGCUGCGCUCGGACAGCCGAAUCCGGAGGACGAGGCGGCCAAAUGGUUUGCCCAAGUCGAUACCGACGGGUCCAAUUCGCUGAGUUUUCCAGAAUUCCUCGUCCGGUACGCCGAACUGCAGUGGAAUCUGGCGCCACUCCACGCGUGUUUUGAUGCGAUGGCCGGCUCUGGGUCGCACGUCGUGGACGUGGCCGCCCUGCCCCAGCUGUUUCGGUCGCUGCAAGUGCUGUACGAUCGGUCAAAAUUGGACAAGUGGACCGACGCGCGACUGUCGUCUGAGAUGUCGUUUGCCGACUUUUGCUUGGCGUAUUUUCUAUUCGUGCAAGCCCCGGCCCCCAUGGACAGUGUCGAAGACCAGCACCGCCAUCGCAUCGUGCAGCUGCAGCAGUCGGGUCAUGUUCGUCUGUGCACGAGACCUCCGUCACCGACCCGCCAGACACCGCAGCAGACGACAGUGUCGUCACCACCGAAACGACAUCAGGGGCAUCAUCGAAAGGGCGACGGUGACGAAGGCAAGUGCCACGACAGCGACGAUGACAAUAGCAAGCACGACGACGACGACGAGUUUGCUGCAGUGCAUGCCAUGUUUCGCCGGUUCCACAGCUCCAGCUUGACGACGCUGGAAGCCAUGCAAGCCAUCACGGAAUUGGGCGUGGUCGUCCCGCGAGCUCAUAUGCUCGAGUACUUUACUUCUCGGGGGUUUGGCACCAAGAGAACCAUUGACUACGAUGACCUUGUUCGGGCAUAUCGCAAGCUCCAAGUGGCGCUAUUGGAAGGACAGUUUGGGAUUCCGUAUACCCAACGAGACUUUUCCGCGUCCGAGUGCAAAGUCGAAGAAGACCCGAGCUCCCUCAUGAGCCAGCGUGAAUGGACGCAAGAGAUGCAGACGUGGGUGUCCAAGCGGCGGCGACGACGACGACGGCAAGCCCCACGACAUGACGAGAGCAAGGACGACGACGACGACGACGAUGGUAGCAGCCGCAGCCCCUCUAAACCAGCCUACCCAGCCACGGUGGGCGGCAGGUUUCAAAUAGGGGAUCGUGUGGUGGACAAGACGCGAAGCAUGGGUGCUGGCACAAUCGUCCGACUGAGCGGUCCGUAUCAAGUGUGCACUGUGCACUUCGAUUCUGGCAUCAAACGGCACAACGUGGCCAUGGCGAGUCUGCGGCGGUUCAAACCAGCGCCGCUGGCUGCGUUUCGUGUGAAAGCGGAGCCAUUUCAAGUGGACGCGUGUGUCCAGGUGUUGUUCAAAGGCACUAAUGCCAUUCGACGCGGGCGAGUGAAACGAGUUCGAAGCAACGACGAAUACGACGUCGUCUACAGCGACGGCGAAGUGGAAAAGCAUGUGCCCGUGAAGCAUAUGAGUGUUUUAUCAGGAGGAACAAAGCUCGAGGCGUGGGAAGAGGGCAUGCAGGUGGAAGCCAGGGGUAGCGACAGCCCCACGUAUUACCGAGGCGAGAUUGUGUUGUGUCGAACCAACGACACGUUUGACAUCAAGUUCAGAAACGGCGCGGAAGAGGACAAGGUGCCGCGCAAGUGGAUCCGAGUGUAUUCUGGCAAGGACACAAGCAGCAAGUCGGACAAGAAGCCAACACACCACAAAAAUUCCAAAGACAACGACGAGACUUAUGCCGACGAAGGUGACUUUGAAAAAGACGACGGGAACAGCGAGACAUUUGAAGUGCUGGACGUCGUGGAAGCCAAAUUCGGAGGCAAGGGCGCGUAUUUUCGAGGGCAUGUGACCAAAUGCCGAAGUGGCGGCACGUACGACAUCCAGUACGACGACGGCGACGUCGAGAAAGACGUGGGCGCAACCCACAUGCGAUUCGUGUCGCUGGAGAAUGUGGCCAAAGGUCAAGCUGUAGAAGCGAGGUUCGGAGGCAAAGAAGCCUUCUAUCCAGGCACGAUCAGCCGAGUGCAUGGCGACGGGUCAGUGGACGUGGAGUACGCCGAUGGAGAUCGGGAAACCAGAGUGCCCAGUCGAUAUGUUCGCCUUACUUCAUCUGGAACGAAGAAGAAAGCUAACCCUUCGCUUGCUAUUGGGGAUGCCGUCGAAGCUCGGUUUGGAGGACAAGACAAGUACUUCCCAGGCAAGGUUGCCAGAGUUCACAGCGACGGAUCCUUCGACAUCCAUUAUGCAGAUGGCGACAAGGAAUCCCAUGUUGAGCCUAGUUUAGUCCGACCCGCCAAGAAGAAAGCUGAGGCCACUACGUAUGACGACGAUUUCGAAUAACUAAUUUGAUUGACA